GAAAGUUGAACAGUUGACUAAACGACCUGUUAGACAAAAUUAAUUCAACUAGCUGGUAGUCUAGUCAUCGUCAAUUUAUUUUCCUACCGUUCUUGUUGUAAACUAGAUAAAUUUGCUUAGGUACUAAGCCGAUAGUUUUAAUUUUUUUUAGUAUAUGUAUAAACUCAGUUAGGAUCAUGUCGACUGAAGGUAAACCCGACCCGUUGAAAUAUUUCAUUGCCGGUGGAUUUGGUGGAAUAUGUACAGUGUUAACGGGCCAUCCGUUAGAUACAAUAAAAGUUAGAUUGCAGACAAUGCCUCCCGUGCAACCAGGUAAAUUACCCAUGUACACUGGUGCAUGGAAUUGCGCUGUAAAGACUGUUAAAAAAGAAGGCUUUUUCGGAUUAUACAAAGGUAUGGCAGCACCGAUUACCGGUGUAGCUCCUAUAUUUGCAAUAAGUUUUUUAGGAUUUGGAUUAGGAAAAAAAGUAUUUGCUCCUAGUGGCGAAAGCGGUGAAAAUUUGACUCCGGCACAAUUAUUCUGUGCCGGAUCGUUCUCCGGAAUAUUCACUGCAAUUAUUAUGGUACCCGGGGAACGCAUCAAGUGCAUAUUGCAGGUACAGGAGAGCGGUAACCAGAAAUAUAAAGGACCAAUUAGUGUUAUUAAAAAUCUCUAUGCUGAAGGUGGCGUUAGAAGUCUGUACAAGGGCACAUGUGCGACAUUACUUAGAGACAUUCCUGCUUGCGGUGUGUAUUUUACGACCUAUGAGUUAUUAGUGAAUUACCAAAAAUUGAACAACGACGGUAAAACGAACAUGUUAAACACAAUACUUGCUGGAGGUAUGGCUGGCAUACUGAACUGGUUAGUGGCUAUGCCAGCUGACGUACUCAAGAGUCGACUACAAACUGCACCCGAAGGCAUGUAUCCAAGAGGUGUUAGAGAUGUAUUUGCCAAAUUGUAUCGUGAAGAAGGACUGAGAGCGCUUUAUGCUGGAGUGACACCCGUCAUGCUCAGAGCGUUUCCUGCAAACGCUGCGUGUUUCUUAGGCGUUGAAUUCGGACUGAAAACGUUAAACUUCUUCUUUCCGCCAACAUUGGCUAUCGACGAAUCUCUUUAAGACCUAUUGUUGUUAACCUUUAUAUUAUUUAGUCCGACUCUGAACUACUAUAUGUAAUUAGGUAUUAUUUUGAAGUAUUCAUUUUGGCCAUUGUUUACUAGGUUAAGUGUUUACGGGUUAUUGAUUUGUAUACAGUAUUUAUCAUGGUGAAAAUUGUAUGUAUUACGUAUAUAAUACAUAUACAUAAGUAUAAAGGUAUACCUUUAAUACAAAGGGACUGCGCUUUGUCAAAAUAUAUAUCUAUAUUGUAAGUUAAUAUUAGAACAUAGACUAAGGUAUUAUGAAAUUUUUAUUGUGAUUUUUUUAAAUUAUUGUUAUUUUUAUCUUAUUAAAGUAUUACUGAGCGAUUAAUUAACUAUGAGCCAAUAAGUGUUUGUAAUGAUUAAAUUAUAUUAACAUUUUUUUGUAGUCCAUCUAGAAAAAAUAAU
Adelges cooleyi (spruce gall adelgid) is the source of this 1525-nucleotide messenger RNA. RefSeq names its product congested-like trachea protein (gene colt). The record is from RefSeq and is a predicted model, not a curated record. The transcript is spliced from 5 exons. Gene Ontology annotation, cellular component: mitochondrial envelope. NCBI's taxonomy places the organism in Eukaryota, Metazoa, Arthropoda, Insecta, Hemiptera, Adelgidae. Gene Ontology annotation, biological process: mitochondrial transport; carnitine transmembrane transport. Bases 177 to 1097 code for a protein of 306 amino acids. Gene Ontology annotation, molecular function: O-acyl-L-carnitine transmembrane transporter activity.